UUGUCUGGAAGUGCUAAGAAAGUGGGGAGGUGUAUGCGUUUUGGAUUCAUAUAGAAAAAGAAGAGAAAAAAAAGAAAAGGCCUCCUCGCAAUUCCCACUAUCACCCACUAAGCAACAACAGCGGGUGGUUGUUUUGUUUUGUUAGGGCAUGUUUGGAUCGGUGGUAAAUUCUCAAGUCCUUCCAAAUUGUGGCCAGCUCUUAUUCGCAUCCACUUCAGAUAUUGACAAAACCCCAUCAAUUUUGAGAGAAGAAUAUGAAUUUGUAGAGGGAAAAUCUAGGUGGGUUUCUUGAGAGAUGAAGAAAGAGAGAGAAAUUAAGCUAUUUCUUCGUCUCAAAUUCCUUAUUCUUCUGAUCCUACCAAUGAAGGACAAAUCAAUGGCGCCAAAAACCAUACCCUUGUAUUGUCUGUCUCUAAUGCAGCCAUGGAAAAGUCGUUCCAGACAAAGGCUUUGAUUCCAGGGUGCUCUGUUUGUUCUUCAUCAAAACCCUUCGUCUUUAACCCUAUAUUCUUCUCAUGAAAUUGAUUUUCUGUUUUGUUUUGUGGAGAUAGACGAUUUCUUCUCUUCUGGGGUUCUUCGAUCGUUGUUUCGAUUCGUUUUUGAUCCUCUUCUGGUACUUUAGUGGCAGGAAUGUUUAACGGGGAGGGGUCGUCGUCAGUAACUUCAUCGCCGUUGCAGCUCUUUCCAUGGUCGUUAUCGCCUGGUAUAGGAUCGCCAUACCCUUUUCUAAGGGAGCUGAAAUCUGAAGAGAGGGGCUUAUGUCUGAUUCACCUUCUUCUUGCCUGUGCCAACCAAGUUGCCAUUGGCAACAUCGAAAAUGCCAAUGUUGGCCUCGAGCAAAUUUCCCACCUAGCUUCGCCCGACGGGGACACAAUGCAGCGGAUUGCUGCCUACUUCACCGAGGCACUCGCCGAUCGGAUACUCAAAUCGUGGCCAGGCUUACACAAAGCCUUGAACUCAACCAAAAUAUUGUCGGUUCCGGAAGAGAUUCUUGCUCAGAGAUUGUUCUUUGAGCUAUGUCCUUUCUUGAAGCUUGCAUAUGUGAUAACUAAUCAGGCUAUCAUAGAAGCUAUGGAGGGAGAAAGGAUGAUUCAUAUUAUUGAUUUCAAAUCAUGUGAGCCUGCUCAAUGGAUAAACCUUCUUCAGACAUUGAAAGACCGACCAGACGGUCCGCCCCACGUGAGAAUAACCGGAAUUCACGAACAGAAGGAGGUGUUGGAACAAAUGGCUGUUCGGCUAACCGAAGAGGCCGAAAAAUGGGACAUACCAUUUCAGUUCACCCCAGUUGUUAGCAAGUUAGAGAAUCUCGACCUUGAAAGUUUAAGGGUGAAGACAGGAGAAGCACUCGCAGUGAGCUCAGUACUCGAACUUCACACGAUUUUAGCCACGGACGACGAUAAGACAAAAACGUCGCCAUCUGCAUCAAAGAACUUGCAAAAGCUCCUACGUAUGAAGCAGAGAACACUCGGAGAGUGGCUCGAAACAGAUUCGUUGCAGGUUUUUAGUAGUAGCCCGGAUUCAGCGUCGGUAUGUUCGCCAUCAGGAUUGAAUCCUUCACAAAAGAUGAAUAGUUUUUUGAAUGCACUGUGGGGGCUAUCUCCAAAAGUGAUGGUAAUAACAGAGCAAGAAUCAAACCUGAAUGGAUCAGGAUUGAUGGAGAGAGUACUAGAAGCACUAAACUUCUAUGCUGCAUUGUUUGAUUGCUUGGAAUCAACGGUGUCGAGGUCGUCGAUCGAGCGACAAAGGGUCGAGAAGAUGCUUUUAGGAGAGGAAAUAAAGAACAUCAUUGCUUGCGAGGGAGCGGAGAGAAGGGAGAGACACGAAAAGCUCGAGAAAUGGAUAGUUCGAUUCGAAAGCGUGGGGUUCGGGAGGGUUGGAUUGAGUUAUAAUAGUAUGUUUCUGGGAAAUAGAUUGUUGCAGAGCAAUGGAUAUGAUGGUUAUAAAAUCAAAGAAGAGAAUGGAUUUUUGUUCAUUUGUUGGCAAGAUAGGCCACUUUUUUCUGUAUCAGCUUGGGGGUUUCAAAGGCAAAGCUGAUCAUGAUUUGAUAGCUUUUUGUAACCAAUUUUUGUUUGUGCUCAAGGACUUCACUUCCUAAACAAUGCAUAUUGUAACAAGGUUCUUCAUGGUU
Messenger RNA from Cucurbita maxima (winter squash), 2128 nucleotides. RefSeq names its product scarecrow-like protein 3. The coding region runs from base 631 to 2034 and encodes 467 amino acids. Gene Ontology annotation, biological process: regulation of DNA-templated transcription. The record is from RefSeq and is a predicted model, not a curated record. The transcript is spliced from 2 exons. NCBI's taxonomy places the organism in Eukaryota, Viridiplantae, Streptophyta, Magnoliopsida, Cucurbitales, Cucurbitaceae. Gene Ontology annotation, cellular component: nucleus. Gene Ontology annotation, molecular function: sequence-specific DNA binding; DNA-binding transcription factor activity.